AUAAUGGCAGCGAACAUGUUCGACAGGUCAGAGACAUUGCCCCCCACCACCCAGUGGGACAUGGUUGGCCCAAGGACUGCAGUGAGAUCCCCACUGGCAGCCGCAGUGGUGUCUACAUCAUCCAGCCAAAAGGGCUUCACCAUCUCGUGGUGUUCUGUGAAAUGAAUGUGACAAACGGGGGCUGGACGGUCAUCCAGAGAAACCAGAAAGACACAUCAGUCACCUGGGCUGAGUCCUGGAGCACCUACAAGUAUGGCUUUGGGAACGUGCGCAGCGAGUACUGGCUGGGCACCGAGUACAUCCAUCAGAUUGCCAAGCAGAAGGUCUACCAGGUCAGGUUUAUCAUCCAGGACUCCACAGACAACAUCAAUUUUGCAGACUACAACCUCUUCAGUGUGGAAGAUGAGUCCCACGGCUACCGGCUGAGGCUGGGUUCCUACACAGGGACAGCAGGGGAUGCCAUGACCUCAGACAAUCCCAACACCAUGCAUGACAACAUGAAGUUCUCCACAAAGGAUCAGGAUCAGGACACUUACAGUAAGAACUGUGCCUACAGCUAUGAGGGCGGGUGGUGGUAUUCAGCGUGUUACUCUGUACGGCUGAAUUUCAAGGGCG
Messenger RNA from Eurypyga helias (sunbittern), 615 nucleotides. RefSeq names its product angiopoietin-related protein 1-like. The annotation marks the transcript as partial. Lineage: Eukaryota; Metazoa; Chordata; Aves; Eurypygiformes; Eurypygidae. The transcript has 2 exons. The record is from RefSeq and is a predicted model, not a curated record.